UUCUGCUUCACAUCCAUAGUGAAAUCCAGCUCAAAUAGUUCUCAGCUUUCCCCUUUCUCUUUUUUUUUUUCUUCUAAAAGAAUGGCAUUCCUAAAGGCAUUUGCAGCUUUGCUCAUUGCACUACUUGUGCUUGUCCAUUUCACUUGUGCCCUUCAAGAGGGAAUUAACAACAAGCCACCAGCACCAAGCCCUCAACCACCCAAGCCAAUAGAUUGUACAGGAUCUUGUAAAACAAGGUGCAGCGAAUCAUCUCGGCCAAAUCUAUGCAACAGAGCAUGUGGAAGUUGCUGCCGUACCUGCCACUGCGUGCCACCAGGGACUUCUGGAAACUACGAAGCAUGCCCUUGCUAUUUCAACCUUACUACUCAUAACAACACCCGCAAAUGUCCUUAAAAUUGAUCGCAUAAUGAUUUUCCAAAUAUUGUUGUUAUGCCAAUUUAAAUGUAUCUCUUAUUGAAUGUUAUUAUGUUGUGUACCGAUAAGUAUGCCAGCUAUUCAUUUUGAAAUUUAAUUCUAUUUUACUCUUGUGUAAAAUUGAAGGUUCAGGGUUUUCAGUGCAAUAUUAAUAUGGAUACUAUUAAAUUGA
This is a messenger RNA of Solanum dulcamara, 586 nucleotides long. RefSeq names its product snakin-2-like. The record is from RefSeq and is a predicted model, not a curated record. The transcript has 3 exons. Bases 82 to 393 code for a protein of 103 amino acids. Lineage: Eukaryota; Viridiplantae; Streptophyta; Magnoliopsida; Solanales; Solanaceae.